AUGGAGAACUUAAAGGCUUUACACCUGAAAGAAAAAAUUCUUUUGAUAGAAUUAAAAGCUAUUCAAGAUCAAAUAGCUCUCUAUUACGAAAGUCUAGAACCAACUGCUAAUUCAGAGCAGGAAUCCGCAAGGAAACAAUCUGAAUCUAUUCCCUCUCAAAUGGCGAAGAGUAAAGAAAAAUCAAGUCCAUUUACACCUGUUGCUUUAGAAAAAAGCAAAUAUAGAGUAAAUGAAGAACUAAAAUCUUCAUCUAGCCCAGAAACAAACGGUUCUGAAGGCGGAGGUGGUGACUGUGGUAGCGGUGGCGGUGAUGGAGGGGGUAAUGAUGGUAAAGGUGGUAAUGGUGAUGCAGGUGGUGGUGGUGGGGGAGUGAUGGCGGCUCUGACCGCGGCUAGCUUGGCCUGGAGCUCGCUGACCCUACGAAAGAGUAUAGAGAUCUGA
Messenger RNA from Helianthus annuus (common sunflower), 441 nucleotides. RefSeq names its product homeobox protein Hox-B3-like. The record is from RefSeq and is a predicted model, not a curated record. The transcript is spliced from 2 exons. NCBI's taxonomy places the organism in Eukaryota, Viridiplantae, Streptophyta, Magnoliopsida, Asterales, Asteraceae. The coding region runs from base 1 to 441 and encodes 146 amino acids.